GCACCACCCCGGUCCCCCCCUCUUUCCAACCUUCCUCCCCAGCGCCUACUCCCCGUCCCCUGAGACCUAAAUUGGAGCUCCUUAGCCCUCUCCGUUUACCUCUUCCCGAGACUUCAACUCCUGCCAGGUCGGGGCCGGCAAGCCAGCUGCCUUGAUUUGGGAAGGGCCUUAGGAGGAUGGCGUCCACACCUACCAGGAAUGAGGAGGAAAAGGGCAGCAGGAUGUCCCAAGCUGCAACCUCCUUGGGUGGAGGUCCAGUGAGCAUGGGGGUUUCAUUAUCCCGUUCUGAGGAAUUCCUGACCCAGAUCAGCACAGAACUUACUGAUGAGGCCUUGUUUACCGCUGGCUACGGCACGAACCCUGUGCCCACCAAGGAAAAACAGACCCAAGACCGAGGGACUCAGAUAUCCAAACACGUGUUCUUCAAGACCCGAGGCACCGACACCCGUUCUGACAGAAACCAUACCCGCACCAAGACCCACCUCCUGCCAUCCCCUCGUGACAAGGUUUGUACCGAGUCCAUGAAUGACAACGCCAUUCAGUAUUAACCGAACGAACGUGUGGAGUUCACAGGCUAUGCGAGUCCCCGUUUCAGGAGUUUGGGACCCAGAAACGAACGAUACGGUCUCUGCCCCUGAAGAGUUCACGGUGUCGUGUGGGACCGGUCAAGUAGA
Messenger RNA from Panthera uncia (snow leopard), 674 nucleotides. Its product is annotated as putative protein T-ENOL. The transcript is spliced from 5 exons. NCBI's taxonomy places the organism in Eukaryota, Metazoa, Chordata, Mammalia, Carnivora, Felidae. The record is from RefSeq and is a predicted model, not a curated record. The coding region runs from base 177 to 548 and encodes 123 amino acids.